This is a messenger RNA of Scleropages formosus (Asian bonytongue), 5608 nucleotides long. It is a transcript of the gene pla2r1, whose product is annotated as phospholipase A2 receptor 1. The coding region runs from base 116 to 4594 and encodes 1492 amino acids. The record is from RefSeq and is a predicted model, not a curated record. The transcript has 30 exons. NCBI's taxonomy places the organism in Eukaryota, Metazoa, Chordata, Actinopteri, Osteoglossiformes, Osteoglossidae.
AUGUCGAAUCCCGCCCAGCAGCAGACACAGCUUACGGAACAAACCCUAACGGAAAAGUUGCAGGAGAAAGUUCUCGAGUCGCUCAGGAACACAGCCCCGCUCCCCCCCUCCCGGAAUGCUUUCGCCUACGUUAAGUGGCGUGAAGGACAUGAAGACGCACCGCGCGAUCCGCGUUAAGCCGCGAGCCGUGGGGCUCCCGCUCACGCUGUGCGCGCUGCUGCUGGCGCGAGGCUGCUGCUACGACGGUGCGGAGGAGGAGGUCGACGACGAGCUUCUGGACAAGAAGCAACUUUCCGAACUGUACAACAAAGGCAGUUUUAUCCUGGAGAGUGUUCAGCUAAAGCGCUGCAUUAGCAUGGACCGCUCCAACCUGGUGCUGGAGAGCUGUGAGAAACCAACACGUCGCAUGCUGUGGAAGUGGGUCUCACGGCAGCGACUCUUCAACUUGGGCUGCAGCCUGUGCCUGGGCCUGAACACCAGCGAUGCACUGCAACCGCUGGGUGCCUUUGAGUGUGAUGCACCACUCCUGACCAUGUGGUGGCGGUGUGCUGGCAGCAUUCUGUUUGGGGCAUCCCAGUUCAAACUGGCCGUAACAGGGCGCUUGGUGGUGGCUAAGCGCACAGCAUACCAUCAGUGGAGGAGGUACCUCACCACUGGAGAGGGGCCCUGUGCGUAUCCCUAUGAAGAGAUCCACACAUUACUAGGUAACGCACAAGGCAUGCCAUGUGCCCUACCCUUCAAGUACAACAACAAGUGGUACCCAGAGUGUACAGCAGAAGGGCGAGAGGACCACCACCACUGGUGUGCCACUACCAGUCGAUACGACAAGGAUGAGAAGUGGGGGUUCUGUCCAAGUCCAGAGCCGGGCUGUGACACAUUUUGGGACAUGAAUCAGGAGACAAGCACUUGCUAUCAGUUCAACCUGUACACCAUAAUGACGUGGAGUCAGGCUCACACAUCCUGCAGGGCUCAAGGUGGGGAUCUCCUGAGCAUCACAGACUUGGCAGAGCAGAAGUACAUCCAAGACAGGCUGAGUGAUGUCGGGGUCACUGUGUGGAUCGGCCUUAAUCAUCUCAAUGAGAAGGCUGGCUGGCACUGGUCUGAUGGCUCUCCUUUAGUCCUGGUGAACUUCACUGAAGGUGUCUCAGCCGCAUCUCACCAAGAUCGCCAGUGUGGGGUUUACAGCUCAACCUCAGGGUAUCAGUGGCAGAGUCUCUCCUGUGAGUCUGCACUGCCCUACAUCUGUAAGAAGACCCCCAACAAUAGCAGGAAGGCAGAGCCCUUUGACAAUUGGCAGUACUACCAUACAACCUGUGCCGCUGGGUGGCACCCCCACAAUCGCUUCUGCUACCGGGUCCUGGAGGAGCCAAAGAGCUGGAUGGAUUCCUCAUCUUCAUGUCAGUCAAUGGGAGCUAACCUGACCAGUCUGCACUCCCUUUCUGAUGUAGAGCUGCUGCUUGGCCUUCUUGCUAAUCUUUCAGAUACUAAUGCUGAGGUGUGGAUCGGACUGAAAAAUAGGAUCUCAUCUGUCUUCGAGUGGGCCGAUGGCUCACCUGUGACGGUCACCUACUGGCACAAACGGCAGCCUGACCUUCGUUACAGCCACUUGCAGCUCUGUACCAAAGCCAACAAAAUUCAUGGAAACUGGCUGUUGGUGCCCUGUGAUGCAAAACUGCCAUCAGUGUGUAGAAAAGCAGGCCUCCCCAUCCAUGAAUCCAGGGAGUGGGAUGUGGGCUGCCCAGAGGAUUGGAAGCGAAGAGGUCAUUUUUGCUACAAAGUUACUAGUCAUUUACAGACCUAUGAAGAUGCUGUUAUGGGUUAUUAUUGUGGGGCUCCUCUUGUGACUGUGGAAAACAGGUUUGAACAGGCCUUUCUGAACAGCCUUAUGAGUACUGUGAGCUCUAACAUGGGUCAGUACUACUGGACCGCCCUGCAGGACCAGAACAAAACGGGAGAGUACAGCUGGCUGGCCCACAAUGGGUCUGCUCCACCUCUGCUUUACUCAAACUGGAACAGACAUCAGCCAGUUGGCGCUGGUGGCUGUGUGGCAAUGAGCAGUGGACAAUCUCUUGGCCGUUGGGAGGUUAAGGACUGCAAAUCCUACAAGGCCCUGUCAAUAUGUAAACAGAGCAUUAGUGGUUACCAGGAGAUGGAGACGUCCAACAAUCACAUUGACAAGUAUGCACCCUGCCCACCCGGGUGGCAGAGUAGCACUGGCUUGCUCCACUGUUACAAGGUGUUCCACAGUGAAAAAAUUCUGAUGAAGAGAUCAUGGGCAGAAGCAGAUUUCUUCUGCCAGGCUCUGGGGACAAAUCUUGCCAGUUUCCACCACUAUGAGGAGGAAGUCUUUGUCAGAGGGAUGUUAGGAUCAAUGUUUGACGGGACAGAAGGACGUUGGUUCUGGGUAGGUUUCACCAAGAGGAACCCUGAGUCCGCAGGUAGCUGGGAAUGGUCUGAUGGGACUCCUGUGGCUUCUUCAUUCAUAGAAGAUGAAAAUACCGAAAACGAUAAAUACAACUGUGCAUCAUACACUGAUGUAACAAAUUCACUGGUCCCUCAGUCAUGUGAUGUCAAACAUGAGUGGAUCUGUAAAAUACCAAGAGGUAUAGAGCUGAAGAAGCCUUACUGGUACACUGAACCGAGAGAACCCUGGGUGUUCUACAAAGGGGCAGAGUACUACUUUGACCAUAAUCCCUUCCCAUGGGAUGUAGUGUCUUUUGCCUGCAUGCUGAUGGGAGCUGACCUGGUCUCCAUCCACUCCUCUGGGGAACUCAGCUUCAUCAAGGAGCGGAUGAAGCUAUAUCAUGGUUCUCCCCAGUGGUGGAUUGGACUGACUGCAGACACGACAACGAGAGAGUUCAGCUGGAGUGACGAGUCCCCUGUGCAGUACCAGAACUGGCCAAAAGGGCAUUCCCACCACUCUCCAGGCCAAAACAGGCUCUGUGUCUCCAUGUCUGCGCUGUCUGGACAGUGGUCAGAGAACCAGUGUAGCAAUCAGCAUGGCUACGUGUGCAAGCGCAGGAUCGUGUCUGUGGUGGAGAUCCCCAGGGAGCCCCAUUACAUCGGACAAUGUCCGGAGAAGUGGCUGUAUUUUGGACACAAGUGUAUUUUGCUACAUUUACCAAACUGCCAAGAAGAGAGAAAGAGUUGGAGAGAUGCUCAGGGGAUCUGCUCAUCUUUCCAAGGAUCACUGGUAGCCAUCGAGAGUGAGAUUGAGCAAGCCUAUAUCACAAUGUUGCUCUCUGGGGCCACAACGGAUGUCUGGAUUGGGCUGCAGAAUGAGCACCACUGGGUCAAUGGCAAAUCCCUCACUUAUACCAACUGGUCACCCAUUCAGCCUGAGAGUACUGUGUCUGAUUACUAUGGGCCACUUGACAGUGACAGUCGAUUUUGCACCUUACUAUCCACCGACCACAACUUUAUCUUUAAUGGAAAGUGGUACAAUGACAGGUGCUCGGCGGCAGAGUAUGGGUUUGUUUGUCAGAAACCACAAGACCCAUCUAAACCCCCAUCUCAAUCCUAUUUCCACCCUCUUCCUGACAUUAUUGAGUACAAGAACCGCAGCUACAAGGUUAUCCAUGGAAACAUGAGCUGGUACGACGCGCUGAAUAGAUGCUUAGAGAAUGAGGCUGAGCUAGUGAGCAUUACAGACCCCUUCCAGCAGGCUUUCCUUACUGUCCUUGUGAAUAAACUGGCAUUCGCCCACUGGAUUGGACUGUUUAGUCAAGACAAUGGCAUCAGCUACACCUGGAUGGAUGGCAGCACUCUCCAAUUUGUGCACUGGAAUUCAGAGGAUAACGGUGACGAAGCAGUAGGGAGUUGCACAUACAUGAAUGUCAGAGGAAGCUGGCAGAAGUCAGAUUGCGAGAUUAUCCUACAGGGAGCUGUGUGCCAGGUUUUUCCCCCAAGAAGCCAUUCUGUCUCAUAUGAGGUGACUUGCCCUGAUGCCUGGGAGAAGUUUCAGAGCAGCUGCUACAGCUUUGAGCCUGUGAUUCGGAGGCUGAGCCUUGGGGAGGCGAGAGAGCAUUGCAGACAUAAAGCAAAGUCCUCUGACUUACUGAUGGUUAAGAAUGAGGAUGAGAACCAGUUUGUCCUGGAGAAACUAAAGUUGCAUGCAUUACCACACCAAACAAUCUGGCUGGCCAUUUCAUAUGACACAAAUUUGAACACUCUGACCUGGAUGGACGGCUCUGCCAUCGAAUACUCCAACUGGCACUUUAAGGCUCCGAACACGGACCUGCUUACAGCAGACACAUGCGUCUCCAUGAGGAUAUCAGACAGCAUCUGGCACCUGGCUCGCUGCAGUGACAGCCUGGGUUUUGUCUGCAAAACGAUUACAGAUACAGUCAGUGAAGUAGAGGUUCAACCAGUGAGUGGGUUGCAUCAUGGCAUCAUCCCAGCCGCUCUUGCUGUUGCCAUUUUGAUUUUCAGCUUGCUUGCAGCAUCACUGUGGUACGUGUACAGGAGGAAUGUGACACGGUUCCGAAGACUUCCAACCCUGGGGAAUGCCUAUUAUAGACAGGCCAGCUCUCAGGCUACAGACUCUGAUGGAAAUGUUCUCAUAAUGAACCUCGAAAUAAACACAGGAGAAUAAGGAUUUCUUAAAUCUACUUCUUCAGGUAAAGUGAUGCCAGCAACUGGGAGGACAUAGAGGCUGGAUGAUGAGGGUGGGAGUUGAUGCAAUUUUGAUUAUGGUCAGCCAAAGAACAUAUUCAUUGUUUACAUCUGUUCAUUUUUACAGACAGAAAAUUGAAUGAAGCUGUGUGGGGGGGUUCAUAGUUUGUUCUGUUAAGUUUACCUUUCUAUUCAAGUGAUUUUGUUCUUGCAUUUGAACUAAAGUGCUUUAAAAUAGUGAGAAUAUGCAAUGCAUAUAUGUUGAGUAUAAUGCACAAAUUCUUUCAAAACUCUUCAGCAUUAGGAAGGUGUUUUGUCCAAUAAAAAAAAUAUUUGUUUUGACCUGUCAAACAUGGACAGGAAUGAACACAAGUGUAUCCACAGCAAUCAGAGGGUUCAGUAAUGACUUGCUGUGAAUCCUCAAAACACAGGGUGGCUUUGACGCAUUUCUUUCUACUGCACCUCAAAGAGUUUGUGCUUUGGAACUGUGGUUUCCUAGGAAUUGUUUUUUAAAUGAAGGUAUUUUUUGCAGAUCUUUUUUGGUCUUGGAAUUUGGGUAAUUGUAUUUAAACUGACAAAUUCUUAUAACAUGCACAUAAUGUACAAAGAUAGCUAUAGAAGCAAAAGGUAGAUUAUGGUAAAUAUUUUAUUUUAUUAAUAUUGUACUUGUAGGACAUAUGCUGUAAAGGUUGUCAAGAUUUUUUUUCCAGCUCUCGUGUGCAGUAAGCUAUUGUGAGGUACUUAGUUGUUGCCUACAACUUAUAGUUUACGUUCAUAUAUUAAAUAUCUUUAAAACAUUUUAACACUGCUUUCACACGAAAACAGUUUGUUUUGUUGAAGGAGUUCCUGUAUAGUUAACAUAUCUGCACAGGUGAUGAAUUUCAUCAUCUGUUACACAUGUACACAGGAAAUUUUAUAUUUUGUUUUUGCCAUUUUGGUUCAAAGGUACAUUCAAACAUGAUGAAAUAAAGAUUAUUUCUUGUGUACCCAACUA